AUGUUUCGCAAACAAGCACACUCCACUCUUUCAGUCGUUAAGUCUUUUGGUGGAUGGACAAGUACUCCACAAACAAAAGAGUCCCCAACGGUCUCUAGAGAGUCAAUUGAUAUGAAUCAUCCCGUGAUCGAGGCUCUUAAAAAACACGUUAAUUUACUCGACUAUGUCAUUCACAAUAGAAUGUAUAUACUCUUACCACCAGCUAUAUUGUUAAAGGAUAUCCCUAUCACGAACACUUUUUUACUCUCACAUAUCAUUUACAUAUCACCCAAUUUCCAAUUUGUGUCACUCAAUGGAAUCUGUGGCAAAUUCAAUGGGCAAAAAGUUUGUGUCUUUGCGAGUCCUUAUCGCGACGAACAUGACGCUGAUUUACUCAACUUUAAAAUGAAGUCUGUCAAUGAACUUUUCCCCAUCUUUUCUACACAAGUCUCAAGACUGGACUACUUCUCUCAUGGUAAUUUUAAGGUGAUGACACUCUUCAUCAAAUUUCCUAUUUGCGAGAAUGAAGUGCCUUGGAACUGGAAGGUCAAACCCGUCCAAAUGACUUCACCGCCAAGCUUCUCGUUAUUCAAGCAGUUUAUGGAGCUUGAGACGUGCUUUGUACAAAUCAGGAAAUUACUUCCAUGCAUUGAGGCGGAGGAGGAGAAGGACGAGAUGGUUCAUUCGGGGCGAUUUCCAAAAUACUUUCAUUUGGACUUCUCUGAGAAUCGCAUGCAAUCGUUGCGACAAACGGAGAUGGACAUCGCCAAAUUCUAUUCGAAAAUGUCGUACAACGACUCGUUACAUAUUGUCAAGAGAAUGAUGCAAUUCAUCACCAACUUCCCGGGGUUAGUCGAAAACAAAUCACUUCGAGACCGACGGCUCCUCUUAACCGAAUUUUUGGAGGAAAUGACUGAACUUGUUAAGAAUGAUGUGAUGUGGAACGAUGAUGCGGGUUUCAAUAAAUUGGCGUUUCAGAGUUGUUUGGAUGACUUCUUAGUUGCGAAACUGUAUCGGUGCUUUUGGCCGCCAUCGAUCCUUGCACUUGAAAAGGUCGAUGUGUUCGAUUGUGAAGUGCAUGACUGUUUGUAUCAGACGACGUGCUCGGAGCACUUGUAUUUUACACCACGAGACUAUGGGUAUUUAGGGCCAUUAGAUUCGUUCAAUGUGAUAGUACCAUUUGUAGUGAAAUUACUGAGGAAAAUAGAUACUGUUCGAACAGCAAGUGGGAAAGCAGUUUGUGUGUUUUGUGCUAUGAAGGUCGUUGAACAGUUUUGUUAUUACCUUGGCGAGAAAUUUGAGAACGACAAUUUGUUUCCAAUGAUAAUGACGUAUUGCAUCAUUCAAGCCGACUUAUCACAUAUCAAGUCAAAUAUAGUGUUUAUCAAGAACGUUGGUAUGAACGUCGAUUUGCUCUUCAUGCAUUACUUUGAGAACUUCGAAUUACUCACUGACGGUCUUAAGGUUAUAUCAGUCAAGUUUGUUGGCGUGAACAAAGAUGUGUACUCUUUUCUUAAAAAACAGCGGAUUGCUGAAACAGGGUGGGUCAUCAAUAAGACGCAGACGUUUACUCAAUGUACUGAUGACAACUUGAAACGGUUUUUUGGCGCGUUUUGUGUAAGAGGAGACUUGAGAAGUGUCAUCUUUUCGAAUCCAUCGAAAUUCCAACGAGACGACUAUGUUGAACUCUUGGAGAUUUUUCGACAAUGCCAUGUCGAAAUGUAA
Messenger RNA from Entamoeba invadens IP1, 1704 nucleotides. RefSeq lists its product as hypothetical. The transcript has a single exon. NCBI's taxonomy places the organism in Eukaryota, Evosea, Mastigamoebida, Endamoebidae. The coding region runs from base 1 to 1704 and encodes 567 amino acids. The record is from RefSeq and is a predicted model, not a curated record.